Triticum turgidum subsp. durum (durum wheat) is the source of this 1758-nucleotide messenger RNA. The record is from the annotation of a GenBank genome assembly. NCBI's taxonomy places the organism in Eukaryota, Viridiplantae, Streptophyta, Magnoliopsida, Poales, Poaceae.
AUGGCUUCCUCCGCGCUGGCCUCCCCGGCGCCGCGCCCUGCGCCACGCGGCAACCGCCACCCUCGCGCGUGCCCGGCAGCCGCCGCCGCCGCCUCUCCAGUGCCGCGCCGUCUCGGCGCCGCCGCGCGCUGCCGGGCGGUGGCCGCCCCCGCCGGCCCCUCGCCACCCGGGGUGGCGGAGAGGCCGGAGGCGGACGUGGUGGUGAUCGGGAGCGGGCUCGGGGGCCUCUGCUGCGCGGGGCUCCUGGCGAGGUACGGGCAGGACGUGGUGGUGCUGGAGAGCCACGACCGGCCCGGCGGCGCCGCCCACUCGUUCGACGUCAAGGGGUUCCACUUCGACUCCGGCCCCUCGCUCUUCUCCGGCUUCCAGUCCAGAGGGCCGCAGGCCAACCCCCUCGCCCAGGUCCUCGACGCGCUAGGCGAAUCGGUUCCGUGUGCAUCCUAUGACUCCUGGAUGGUUCAUGUCCCUGAAGGACAGUUCGAGUCGCGGAUAGGGCCGACUGAUUUCCUCAAGGACCUUGAGACUUAUGUCGGUCUUGACGCGACCCGGGAGUGGCAAAAGCUUCUAGAUGCAGUUAUUCCUAUAUCCGCAGCUGCGAUGGCUCUGCCUCCCCUCUCCAUCCGAGGCGAUCUGGGCAUCCUUUCGACAGCAGCCGGUAGAUACGCACCUUCUCUGUUGCAGUCCUUGAUUAAAAUGGGGCCUCGGGGAGCCCUAGGCGCCACGAAACUGCUACGCCCAUUCUCGGAGAUUGUCGACUCGCUGGAGCUGAAAAACCCCUUUGUCCGUAACUGGAUCGACCUCCUGUGCUUUCUGCUUGCGGGCGUCAAAUCCGACAGCGCGCUUUCUGCAGAAAUGGUUUAUAUGUUUGCAGAAUGGUACAAGCCAGGAUGCAAGCUGGAGUACCCUCUGGGUGGGAGUGGAGCGAUAAUCGAUGCCCUGGUACGGGGUAUCGAAAAGUUUGGUGGAAGACUUGCUCUUAAUUCUCAUGUGGAGAAGAUUUUGAUCGAGAACGGUCGGGCUGUUGGCGUCAAGCUACGAGGUGGACAGAUUGUACGUGCGAAGAAAGCGGUCGUUAGCAACGCGUCCAUGUGGGAUACCUUGGGUCUUCUGCCACCAGAUGCCGUCCCGAGAUCAUACCAAGAUCAAGUGAAGGCGACCCCCCAGUGCGAUUCGUUCAUGCACCUCCACCUGGGUUUCGACACGGAGUGUGUCAAGGAGGACCUUGGGAUCCACCAUAUCGUGGUUAAUGACUGGGACAAAGGGGUCGACGGCGAGCAGAACGUGGUGCUGAUAUCGGUCCCCAGCGUUCUCAGCGAGGGCCUGGCGCCGCCAGGGAAGCACAUCCUUCACGCGUACACACCGGGGACGGAGCCUUUCGGCCUGUGGGACGGGCUCGACCGGAAGAGUGCGGCAUACCGGAGCCUAAAAGAGGAGCGUUCCGAGGUGAUGUGGAAGGCGGUGGAGCUGGCGCUGGGCCCGAAGUUCAGCCGGGAAAAGUGCGACGUGAAGCUGGUCGGCACGCCGCUGACGCACAAGCGGUUCCUCCGGCGGAACCGGGGCACCUACGGCCCCGCCAUCAAGGCCGGGGAGGCGACGUUCCCGGGGCAGGCGACGCCGGUCCCGCAGCUCUUCUGCUGCGGCGACUCCACCUUCCCCGGGAUCGGCGUGCCCGCGGUGGCCGCCAGCGGGGCCAUCGUCGCCAACACGCUCGUCUCCGUGGCGCAGCACUCGGAGCUCCUCGACGCCGUCGGCAUCUGA